Aspergillus viridinutans is the source of this 1350-nucleotide messenger RNA. RefSeq lists its product as uncharacterized. The coding region runs from base 1 to 1350 and encodes 449 amino acids. Lineage: Eukaryota; Fungi; Ascomycota; Eurotiomycetes; Eurotiales; Aspergillaceae. The record is from RefSeq and is a predicted model, not a curated record. The transcript has 3 exons.
AUGAAAGCUGUUGUGGAGAUUUGCUGGGGAGCGAAUGUACGGGAACGAAUGCUCAGGCAUCUUCAGAAAAACCUACGGAUCUUACCCCUCUGGGGCCGUUACCAAGGUGUGGAUCUGUACUUAGAGCUUGCAGAUGAUCAGGAAUCCGUCAAGCGGUUCAUUAUCUUUGCCAACCACCCGCAAUUCUUCAUGUUCAUGAAAGGGACCAACGUUCGGGCUCAAGCGUUUCGAACAGAGCAAGGAGGCAGACAGGAUCUACUCUUGGAAGUAGCUUCUUUACUUGGGGGUAUUACCAUCAAGUCAGGAUUCUACAGGCUAAGUUCCGUACUGCUUCAACCAUUCCGACCAGCAAAAGCAGUUCGAGAGCAGAGAGACGCCUGGAAAGGCAAGGCCUACGCUGAGCUCAAAUCAGCCUUUCCAGGGACGAUGGCUUUUACUUCAGUGGCGAGGCCGAUUGGCCUAUCUAAAGCCGACGACACUGAAGUAUGGGACACCCAGCUGCCAGUGGUUGAACACACGCCGAAGACGACUGAUGCCAUAGCCAGUUUUGAUCUUGCCAACGAGAAGUAUAUUCAAGAAGCUCGUCUCCGAAAAGUUGCCCAGUUUUGGAGAGAUCUACACGAUCUAGCUGUUAUGCUUACGCCUGGAGUAUCCCUCGAUCUUGCAGACAAGCACCAGUGUCAGCAGAUAAUUGCAACGAUUGAAUCAUGUGAGGAGGAGCUUUAUGCCUGGGAUGAGCUCCCAAAGAGCUUACUUGAGAUGAUCCAAGCUCAAGAAGGCCUUCGGGUAGACCAGCGCCCAAUAAAUUCACGCAAAGCAGCUGAGACUGCUUAUCGCCUUCUCCACUGUAAGGGCAAUCCAGAAUGUCUGAGUAUUAUUGGCCUUGCCUUCUCUAUCCUGAUUGCAUACGGUUGGGCUAUUCGUCGAACACCAAGGGCCAGAGUCCUGGAUUUGAUGGUCCUCGGAGCACCGCCCAGAGAUAUUGUGUCCCGAGUGUGUUCCGCCUGUGGAGGGAGAGUUUUGGACGACUCUUCCGCGUAUUACGCUAAGAACAACCUCAAUUAUUACGUUGUGAGAAGUUCUAAGACUGGCUGCGGGCUCAUUAACUGCAAAGGUGGUAAUAUCCUUCUCCACCCUCUGGCAAAAGGUCAAAACUACGUGCGUGCACUGACUGAUACACUGGAGAGAAUUCCGAAUCCUCGCGUCCGCGGGGGUGCUCCAUGGGAGAAGUACUUUCUUCGUCACGGUCAAAGUGAGCUUGGAGGUCUCCCAGCAACGGUUGAGGUGGACCAUUCAUCCAGCACCAACGAUCGUAGUCCGUCAAUUUACAUGUCCGAGUUGUCGGCGUAA